Molecule: messenger RNA, 499 nt
Organism: Mollisia scopiformis
Lineage: Eukaryota; Fungi; Ascomycota; Leotiomycetes; Helotiales; Mollisiaceae
Exons: 3
Coding region: 1-252 (83 amino acids)
Biological process (GO): mitochondrial respiratory chain complex IV assembly
Cellular component (GO): mitochondrial inner membrane
Source: RefSeq, a predicted model, not a curated record
AUGGCAGUACUUCCACGAUCCUCGUAUUACGACAAGCACUACAAACAAUCUGCCGCCUUGAUCCGCGCUCGAAGGCCAUACCUGAUUAGAAACUCAUUGACUGGUCUGGGAUUAUUCGCAUUUUGUAUGGGAGUUUAUUCGUGGACAAUCAAAGCCGUUUCGCAAGACGAAUUCGAAGACGUCAAGGUCCCAGACGCACCCGCACAAGCACCACAGGCCGGAGCAAGUACAAUGGCUUCAGUUGCGAAGUGAAAGAGAUAAAUGGCUGGGUUUAAGGGAUUAAGUUGUGAAAUCAUCUGUACAAGAAAAGUAUUAAGGCAAAUCGCCACACCAGACACAUCGUACGAGCAUAGAAGGCGUUUGGGCAUGGACAAAGCGAUGUGAUCAUUGAGGUAUCGUCGCAGAUUAGCUCUACAAUAUAAGUACAGAGACUAGGAUAAACUCUGCGCUGAAGAAGAAUCGUAAAGCAUGUGUCUAUACAAGACGUGAAGUCCUCCGU